This is a messenger RNA of Oncorhynchus keta (chum salmon), 7673 nucleotides long. RefSeq names its product BRMS1 transcriptional repressor and anoikis regulator (gene brms1). The record is from RefSeq and is a predicted model, not a curated record. The coding region runs from base 335 to 1144 and encodes 269 amino acids. Gene Ontology annotation, molecular function: histone deacetylase binding. The transcript has 9 exons. NCBI's taxonomy places the organism in Eukaryota, Metazoa, Chordata, Actinopteri, Salmoniformes, Salmonidae. Gene Ontology annotation, biological process: negative regulation of transcription by RNA polymerase II. Gene Ontology annotation, cellular component: Sin3-type complex.
UACAGAAAUCCUUGAAAACACACAUUUGUGACGACAGGUUGAAUUUCCACUGCUUCGAUAAACAUUUUUUUUUUUAAAUGAACCCAUUGGUUGUCGAGAUCUCAGUUCGGCCUCUGAUUGGUUAGGACAGUACAGUAAUAUCUCGCAGGUUGGUUUCUAUUGGCUAAGCAGGUAUUAGAGCUCUGCAUUGAUUGGCUAGACUAGAAUUUUAGAGUCCGGCAAAAGUAGCAGUAGAACUGAACUGCAACUAAAGGAAGUAGCCUAGUUUGAAUAUUUUAAUGAUAUACCUGUACUUCAUAGUAUUGGAGUAUAGAAGAUACAAACCGUAAAAGUGAUGCCGGCCCAGCCCUCCCUCAGAGAACCACAGGAGGAGAUGGAGGUGGAGGGAGAGAGUGAACUACCAGAGGCCAAUGGAGAGAUGGAGGAAGAGAGGGAGAGAGAGAGAAGAGAGGGGGAGGAGGAAACCAUGGAGGAAAGUACGGAGGAGAGGGAGAGCGACUCGGACGAUAGCGAGGAGGAGGAAGAGGAGGAAGAGGAGAGUUCAGAGAUGGAUGAUGAAGACUGUGAGAGGAGGAGAGGAGAGUGCCUAGAUGAGAUGUCAGACCUAGAGAAACAGUUCCUGGAACUGAAAGACAAGUUGUUUCGUGAGCGGUUGAACCAGGUUAAGGUGAAGCUAGAUGAGGUGUUGACUGGUAAAGCAGGAGAAUACAGAGAACCGCUGGCAACACUACAACACAACAUGACGCUACGCACCCAGGUGGCAGGUGUGUACAGAGAACUGUGUCUGCAGGUGAUCCAACACAGGUACGAGUGUGAGCUGCAGGGAGCUCGACAACACCUGGAGAGCGAGAGGACAUUGUUGUUCGAUGCUAUGAAGACAGAACUACUGGACAAGAUCAGACGGCUGGAGGAGGAUAGUCAGAGUGUAGACCUCACGUCAGAGUGGUGGAGUGAUGAAGUGAAAGGGAAGAAGUGUAAAAGGAGGAGUCUGUCCCGACCAGAGAGGAAGAAGAAGGCUGCCCUAGUAUCUGGCCCGUUCAUCGUCUACAUGUUGAGAGACAUUGAUAUCCUGGAGGACUGGGCAGCUAUACAGAAGGCUAAAGCAGCACUAACACCACUAAAGAAGAAAUCAGACAAGCGGUGAUAACAGAGGAGUGUCUCAGAUGUCUAGAUGAACCAAAGUCUCUGAGUUGCAGAAGAGAACUCACAACAACAGAACAGUCCUGACCACAACAGAACAGUCCUGACCACAACAGAACAGUCCUGACCACAACAGAACAGUCCUGACCACUAUUUAAAAACAAAGCACUUCAGUAGGGUCUUGUUCAGUAGGGCAUACUGGAACAAAACAUUUUUCAACAGAAAAUGUAAAUCUGUCUUCUUAUUGGACAAGUUCAGGACAGUACCUCCCUGUUUCAAACUGUUUUGUCCCUACUGAACACAGCCCAGACUAUGACGACGAAGCAACAGAUUGAUCACUUUUAGGUUCUGAUUCAUCUAUCACACUAUGGCCCAGUUACCUUUAGGUUCUGAUUCAUCUAUCACACUAUGGCCCAGUUACCUUUAGGUUCUGAUUCAUCUAUCACACUAUGGCCCAGUUACCUUUAGGUUCUGAUUCAUCUAUCACACUAUGGCCCAGUUACCUUUAGGUUCUGAUUCAUCUAUCACACUAUGGCCCAGUUACCUUUAGGUUCUGAUUCAUCUAUCACUGGUGCUAAGCGAUUAACCAAAAUGUUGAAUAGGUUUUUAAACAAGUAAUUGACCAACGUUGGUUAAAUUGUUUGAAUUCCAUUUCGUUAUUUUUUUCCCCCCUGUGAGCUCAAUGUGCAGUUUCUCUAGAGAUAAAUCAGAUCAAGCCCGAACUGUGCAAUUUAGUAGGGAGUUGUCGUUUCUAACAGGCUUUGUGGUGAUGAACUACAAUGACCAUAAUCCAUUGCGCGCCUACUUGUCCGGGUCUGUGGAGCAGACACGGAGAGGGAGAGGAGGGAGAGAGAGCAGCUGCUUCGAGGUAUCUCUACCUGAAAAUACAUGAUCUAAGUGAUUGAUAGUUGGGAUUCAGCAGUCAUCAAAGUCUUAUUGACUUUAAAGGACUAAAAUAGUGAUUCUGUCAGACAGCAGCUCUAUAGAGAUGAGAUGACUUAGUGAUGUUGUCAGACAGCAGCUCUAUAGAGACGAGAUGACUUAGUGAUUCUGUCACACAGCAGCUCUAUAGAGACGAGAUGACUUAGUGAUGUUGUCAGACAGCAGCUCUAUAGAGACGAGAUGACUUAGUGAUUCUGUCAGACAGCAGCUCUAUAGAGAUGAGAUGACUUAGUGAUUCUGUCAGACAGCCGCUCUAUAGAGAUGAGAUGACUUAGUGAUGUUGUCAGACAGCAGCUCUAUAGAGACGAGAUGACUUAGUGAUGUUGUCAGACAGCAGCUCUAUAGAGACGAGAUGACUUAGUGAUUCUGUCAGACAGCAGCUCUAUAGAGACGAGAUGACUUAGUGAUUCUGUCAGACAGCAGCUCUAUAGAGACGAGAUGACUUAGUGAUGUUGUCAGACAGCAGCUCUAUAGAGAUGAGAUGACUUAGUGAUUCUGUCAGACAGCAGCUCUAUAGAGAUGAGAUGACUUAGUGAUUCUGUCAGACAGCAGCUCUAUAGAGAUGAGAUGACUUAGUGAUUCUGUCAGACAGCAGCUCUAUAGAGAUGAGAUGACUUAGUGAUUCUGUCAGACAGCAGCUCUAUAGAGAUGAGAUGACUUAGUGAUGUUGUCAGACAGCAGCUCUAUAGAGAUGAGAUGACUUAGUGAUUCUGUCAGACAGCAGCUCUAUAGAGAUGAGAUGACUUAGUGAUUCUGUCAGACAGCAGCUCUAUAGAGAUGAGAUGACUUAGUGAUUCUGUCAGACAGCAGCUCUAUAGAGAUGAGAUGACUUAGUGAUUCUGUCAGACAGCAGCUCUAUAGAGAUGAGAUGACUUAGUGAUUCUGUCAGACAGCAGCUCUAUAGAGACGAGAUGACUUAGUGAUGUUGUCAGACAGCAGCUCCAUAGAGAUGAGAUGACUUAGUGAUUCUGUCAGACAGCAGCUCUAUAGAGAUGAGAUGACUUAGUGAUGUUGUCAGACAGCAGCUCUAUAGAGAUGAGAUGACUUAGUGAUGUUGUCAGACAGCAGCUCUAUAGAGAUGAGAUGAUGACUUAGUGAUUCUGUCAGACAGCAGCUCUAUAGAGAUGAGAUGAUGACUUAGUGAUUCUGUCAGACAGCAGCUCUAUAGAGAUGAGAUGACUUAGUGAUUCUGUCAGACAGCAGCUCUAUAGAGACGAGAUGACUUAGUGAUGUUGUCAGACAGCAGCUCUAUAGAGACGAGAUGACUUAGUGAUGUUGUCAGACAGCAGCUCUAUAGAGACGAGAUGACUUAGUGAUUCUGUCAGACAGCAGCUCUAUAGAGACGAGAUGACUUAGUGAUUCUGUCAGACAGCAGCUCUAUAGAGACGAGAUGACUUAGUGAUGUUGUCAGACAGCAGCUCUAUAGAGACGAGAUGACUUAGUGAUUCUGUCAGACAGCAGCUCUAUAGAGAUGAGAUGACUUAGUGAUUCUGUCAGACAGCAGCUCUAUAGAGAUGAGAUGACUUAGUGAUUCUGUCAGACAGCAGCUCUAUAGAGAUGAGAUGACUUAGUGAUUCUGUCAGACAGCAGCUCUAUAGAGAUGAGAUGACUUAGUGAUGUUGUCAGACAGCAGCUCUAUAGAGAUGAGAUGACUUAGUGAUUCUGUCAGACAGCAGCUCUAUAGAGAUGAGAUGACUUAGUGAUUCUGUCAGACAGCAGCUCUAUAGAGAUGAGAUGACUUAGUGAUUCUGUCAGACAGCAGCUCUAUAGAGAUGAGAUGACUUAGUGAUUCUGUCAGACAGCAGCUCUAUAGAGAUGAGAUGACUUAGUGAUUCUGUCAGACAGCAGCUCUAUAGAGAUGAGAUGACUUAGUGAUUCUGUCAGACAGCCGCUCUAUAGAGAUGAGAUGAUGACUUAGUGAUUCUGUCAGACAGCAGCUCUAUAGAGACGAGAUGACUUAGUGAUUCUGUCAGACAGCAGCUCUAUAGAGAUGAGAUGACUUAGUGAUUCUGUCAGACAGCAGCUCUAUAGAGACGAGAUGACUUAGUGAUUCUGUCAGACAGCAGCUCUAUAGAGAUGAGAUGAUGACUUGGAAUUAAAUAAUAAAGUUAACACAUAAAACUAAUGUAAUAAUACACAAUAACUGAAAUAUUUGAUUAAAGUAAAGUAAUGUGAAUAAAUAAUGGUGAAUAAGUGAUCAGCAGUAAUGGGCGGUCACUACCAUCAUGGGACUUUUACAGAGCCUUGCGAAAGUGUUCAUCCCCCUAACGGUUUUCCUAUUUUGUUGCAUUCCAACCUGUAAUUUCAAUUGAUUUUAUUUGGAUUUCAUGUAAUGGACAAACACAAAAUUGUCCAAAUUGGUGAAGUGAAAUGGAAAAAAUAACUUAUUUAAAAAAAAAAAAAUCAAAAAAAUGGAAAAGUGUUGUGUGCAGAUGUAUUCACCCCAUUUGCUAUGAAGCCCCUAAAUAAGAUCUGGUGCAGCCAAUGACCUUCAGAAGUCACGUAAUUAGUUAAAUAAAGUCCACCAUUAAAUCCAUUAUUAAAAAAUGGAAAGAAUAUGGCACCACAACAAACCUGCCAAGAGAGGGCCGCCCACCAAAACUCACGGACCAGGCAAGGAGGGCAUUAAUCAGAGAGGCAACAAAGAGACCAAAGAUAACCCUGAAGGAGCUGCAAAGCAUGUGGGACACUCCCCAAACAUAUGGAAUAAGGUACUCUGGUCAGAAGAGAUUAAAUUGAGCUUUUAUGCCAUCAAGGAAAACGCUAUGUCUGGCGCAACCCAACACCUCAUAACCCCGAGAACACCAUCCCCACAGUGAAGCAUGGUGGUGGCAGCAUCAUGCUGUGGGGAUGUUUUUCAUCGGCAGGGGCUGGGAAACUGGUCAGAAUUGAAGGAUAUGAUGGAUGGCGCUAAAUACAGGGAAAUUCUUGAGGGAAACCUAUUUGUCUUCCAGAGAUUUGAGACUUUGACGGAGGUUCACCUUCCAGCAGGACAAUGACCCUAAGCAUACUGCUAAAGCAACACUCAAGUGGCUUAAGGGGAAACAUUUAAAUGUCUUGGAAUGGCCUAGUCAAAGCCCAAACCUCAAUCUAAUUGAGAAUCUGUGGUAUCACUUAAAGAUUGCUGUACACCAGCGGAACACGGAGGUGGAACAGUUUUACCUUGGAGAAUGGUCUCCCAGUGGCUAGACGUGCCAAGCUUAUACCCCUAGAGACUUGCAGCUGUAAUUGCUGCAAAAGGUGGCUCUACAAAGUAUUGACUUUGUGAGUUAUACAGGCUUAAGUUUUCAGUUUUUUUUGUCUUAUUUCUUGGCUGUUUCACAAUAAUAAAUAUUUUGCAUCUUCAAAGUGGUAGGCAUGUUGUGUAAAUCAAAUGAUUACAACCCCCCCCCCCAAAAAAAAUAAAUAAUAAUAAUAAUAAUUCCAGGUUGUAAGGCCAAAAAAUGCCAAGAGGGGUGAAUAUUUUCAGAAGCCACUGUAUUAGUUAUUGUAUUAUGUGUUGUUUCAACCCACAUAAUGCAUAGUUCAUUUAAUGUUUAAAAAAGUUAUUGAAACUGAAAUCGAAAACCGUGAUUAUUUUUAAUAAUCUAACCGAAACCGAACCGACCUCAAAAAAACACUAAUCGCUUUAAUGUCAACGUUUUAUUUUUUAUAAUAUAUGCCAUUUAGCAGACGCUUUUAUCCAAAGCGACUUACAGUCAUGUGUGCAUACAUUCUACGUAUGGGUGGUCCCGGGAAUCGAACCCACUACCCUGGCGUUACAAGCGCCAUGCUCUACCAACUGAGCUACAGAAGGACCACCACACCUCAAUGAUUUUUUUCGAAUCGAACCGAAACCAAGUUGGCCUAGAAAAGCACUAAUUUCUCAGUUACCCAGAUCAAUACACACUAUAGACCAGUUACCCAGAUCAAUACACACUAUAGACCAGUUACCCAGAUCAAUACACACUAUAGACCAGUUACCCAGAUCAAUACACACUAUAGACCAGUUACCCAGAUCACUACACACUAUAGACCAGUUACCCAGAUCUCACUACACACUAUAGACCAGUUACCCAGAUCAAUACACACUAUAGACCAGUUACCCAGAUCAAUACACACUAUAGACCAGUUACCCAGAUCAAUACACACUAUAGACCAGUUACCCAGAUCACUACACACUAUAGACCAGUUACCCAGAUCAAUACACACUAUAGACCAGUUACCCAGAUCAAUACACACUAUAGACCAGUUACCCAGAUCACUACACACUAUAGACCAGUUACCCAGAUCUCACUACACACUAUAGACCAGUUACCCAGAUCAAUACACACUAUAGACCAGUUACCCAGAUCUCACUACACACUAUAGACCAGUUACCCAGAUCAAUACACACUAUAGACCAGUUACCCAGAUCACUACACACUAUAGACCAGUUACCCAGAUCUCACUACACACUAUAGACCAGUUACCCAGAUCAAUACACACUAUAGACCAGUUACCCAGAUCUCACUACACACUAUAGACCAGUUACCCAGAUCAAUACACACUAUAGACCAGUUACCCAGAUCAAUACACACUAUAGACCAGUUACCCAGAUCAAUACACACUAUAGACCAGUUACCCAGAUCUCAAUACACACUAUAGACCAGUUACCCAGAUCUCAAUACACACUAUAGACCAGUUACCCAGAUCUCACUACACACUAUAGACCAGUUACCCAGAUCAAUACACACUAUAGACCAGUUACCCAGAUCAAUACACACUAUAGACCAGUUACCCAGAUCUCAAUACACACUAUAGACCAGUUACCCAGAUCUCAAUACACACUAUAGACCAGUUACCCAGAUCUCAAUACACACUAUAGACCAGUUACCCAGAUCAAUACACACUAUAGACCAGUUACCCAGAUCUCAAUACACACUAUAGACCAGUUACCCAGAUCAAUACACACUAUAGACCAUAUAGCCUUGGUUCUGUGUGUCUGAAUGUGUUUACUAACAACGUUAGUGGCUCAACUGGGACAAAUACAUGCUCCUUUUCUGUCCCCUUACUUGGACAUUUUUAAUUAUAAAUACAUAUCAACAAGUGACACAAUUGAGAGUUGUUACUUUCCUUAUGACGGUGAUAUGUCACCUUAAGUAGCUUUAUAAGAUCCUUAUAACAGGUCUAUGUCUGCCUGGAUACCAAAAAAAAAACGCCUUGCUACUUUUCUAAUGUGCACUUCUGAAAAGAAAAUACCCCAAUUUCUCUCUCUGGUAAAAAAAAAAUAUAUGUUUUUUUUUGUUACAAAAAAGAAAAGAAAUAACGAAAUCUAACCACAAAAAUACGUGAUUUCCUUUAGUUUUUUUUCCCAGGAAGAAUGUGGAGAAAAAGGUCCCAGAAUCAACAUGUUGAGGUUUCUUACAUCUAAACUAAAGUCCUAAAAGGUAUCGAUGGGAAAACCCUGAAAUACAAACUACUGUACUUUAACCUGCAAUAUUACUACUGUAACUUAAUACUGUUUCUAUGACUACCACAGGCUUUAAUCGAAGAUGAUUUCACUCCUAUAACGACCAUGUAUUUAUAGAGAUUCAAUAAGAUGAAGGGUUUAAAUUCUAUCUUUUAUGAGA